CCGCUCUGUCAAAAUUCUUGACAAAAGUUGACGUUUACGUGGCUCCGUGUUAAAAUUUCGAACAAUUUGACUUGAAAUUCAAAAAAAUGUCUGACGAAUCCAAGAAAAAUCUCUCAGAAGAGGAAACAACGAAACAAAAACCCGAACCAGAACCCCUAAAACCAUUUACGUUGGAAAUAUUAAAACUUAUUAAGGACGCCCAGCAACAGCACGGUUUAAGACACGGUGACUAUCAGAGAUACCGUAGUUAUUGUUCCAGGAGAAUUAGACGUUUAAGGAAAGUUUUAAAGAUUCCACAAGGAGAUCGCAGGCAUUUCAAGAAACGGGAUGUCACUGAACAGCAUAUUGCCAAUUCCAAAGCUGACGAAAGGUACUUGCAAAUACCUUUAAUGCUUUCAGAGAGAUGCUGGGCAUAUGCUAUGCAGUUGAGACAAGAAGCAAACAGCGAGCCCCGUAAAAAGUUCCAUUUGGUGCAAAAAUUACGAAAAGCAUGUACAUAUGCUAUGCAGUUGGAUGAAUUGUGCAAGCAAGAAAGAUGUGAUGCUAGGACACAACUAGAAUCACAAGCUUACAUUGCAUGGAUUAAAGGUAGCCUACAAUUUGAACUUAAAAUGUGGCUUAAAGCUACUGAGAAUCUGAAAAAAGCUCAGGUCAUAUAUGAAAAAUUGAUCUCAGCCUUACCUGAGGAAGAUCAAAUUUUCUAUAAACAAAGAUGUGAGGAAAUAACACCAAGUCUAAGAUACUGUGCUUAUAAUAUUGGGGAUGAUAAAGCUGUUGAUUUAUUGGAGUUACGUAGCCAAGGUGUACUGGAGAACUUUGAAGCUCUAGUUUCGCAGACUAAAGAGAAAACGGCUGCUAUUUUGCAUGAGAUAACAUGGUUUGGGGUUAAAAUUCCUGUUAGGCUUGAACGAGUUAGAUUGUUUUUAAUUAGUAUUGAAAAGUUGGAUGAGUCUUUAAAACAUGCUGAAGAUAACCAAGCAAAAAUCAAGAUAUUGGAGAAUUUGUUUAUUGAUUUAAGGGAUGUUAUAUCUCUUACUAGGGAUAGUGCAAGAACUGAAAAGCAAGAUCAAAUGUUGCUAUCCUAUUUGAUAUCCAUAAGAGUUGAGAGAACUUCACAACGUAAUUUAUUGUUGAUUAAACAAACAAGGAAACCUCAGGAUUGCGUGAGAUUAUUGGACAUAAACAUACAACAAACGAACGAGUUAUCGCAGAAUGAGAAUAUAAAGGGCAUUAGUAAAGUUUUGGAGAACCAUGAGGGUCAUUUGAAGGCUUACAAAGCAUUGAGGAGUUACUAUUUGGGGCGUACUACGGUGUCGCAAAAACGCUGGAAAGAAGCUGCGCUGUUAUUCGACACAUCCCUCAAAGCAGUGCAAGCCUUACCCAAAGGCAAUUUCUUGGAGGAAUUAACGGAAUUAUUGAACAACGUGAAAGAAAACGCGCAGAUGGAGACUGUCAACGCGCAGGCAAACUUCGUUCUGGACCAAUCCGAGGAGACCACAACUGUUCAAGUACCUCAAAAACAGUACAAGAGCAAGAAACCGAUCAUCGAGCGUUUGGAUGAGUUCAGGGAGGAGCCUCAGUUGCUGUCAAAGAACCCCAACUUGGUGCCCAUUCCGCCGCAGAUGGAGCCCGUACCCGCAAAACCUUUGUUCUACGAUUUGGCCCUCAAUUUUGUCGAGUAUCCCGAUUUGUCGGAGAAAUUGGAGGGGGGACAGAAAAAACAACAGAACCAAGGGGCUGGCAUCUCCGGGUUCGUCAAAGGUUUAUGGGGGUGGGGGAAGAAUUCGCAGACUAAAGAGAAAACGGCUGCUAUUUUGCAUGAGAUAACAUGGUUUGGGGUUAAAAUUCCUGUCAGGCUUGAACGAGUUAGAUUGUUUUUAAUUAGUAUUGAAAAGUUGGAUGAGUCUUUAAAACAUGCUGAAGAUAACCAAGCGAAAAUCAAGAUAUUGGAGAAUUUGUUUAUUGAUUUAAGGGAUGUAAUAUCUCUUACUAGGGAUAGUGCAAGAACUGAAAAGCAAGAUCAAAUGUUGCUAUCCUAUUUGAUAUCCAUAAGAGUUGAGAGAACUUCACAACGUAAUUUAUUGUUGAUUAAACAAACAAGGAAACCUCAGGAUUGCGUGAGACUAUUGGACAUAAACAUACAACAAACGAACGAGUUAUCACAGAAUGAGAAUAUAAAGGGCAUUAGUAAAGUUCUCGAGAACCAUGAGGGUCAUUUGAAAGCAUUGAGGAGUUACUAUUUGGGGCGUACUACGGUGUCGCAAAAACGCUGGAAAGAAGCUGCGCUGUUAUUCGACGCAUCCCUCAAAGCAGUGCAAGCGUUACCCAAAGGCAAUUUCUUGAAGGAAUUAUUGAACAACGUGAAAGAAAACGCGCAGAUGGAGACUGUCAACGCGCAGGCAAACUUCGUUCUGGACCAAUCCGAGGAGACCACAACUGUUCAAGUACCUCAAAAACAGUACAAGAGCAAGAAACCGAUCAUCGAGCGUUUGGAUGAGUUCAGGGAGGAGCCUCAGUUGCUGUCAAAGAACCCCAACUUGGUGCCCAUUCCGCCGCAGAUGGAGCCCGUACCCGCAAAACCUUUGUUCUACGAUUUGGCCCUCAAUUUUGUCGAGUAUCCCGAUUUGUCGGAGAAAUUGGAGGGGGGGCAGAAAAAGCAACAGAACCAAGGGGCUGGCAUCUCCGGGUUCGUCAAAGGUUUAUGGGGGUGGGGGAAGAAUUCGCAGACUAAAGAGAAAACGGCUGCUAUUUUGCAUGAGAUAACAUGGUUUGGGGUUAAAAUUCCUGUUAGGCUUGAACGAGUUAGAUUGUUUUUAAUUAGUAUUGAAAAGUUGGAUGAGUCUUUAAAACAUGCUGAGGAUAACCAACCUAAAAUCAAGAUAUUGGAGAAUUUGUUUAUUGAUUUAAGGGAUGUAAUAUCUCUUACUAGGGAUAGUGCAAGAACUGAGAAGCAAGAUCAAAUGUUGCUAUCCUAUUUGAUAUCCAUAAGAGUUGAGAGAACUUCACAACGUAAUUUAUUGUUGAUUAAACAAACAAGAAAACCUCAGGAUUGCGUGAGAUUAUUGGACAUAAACAUACAACAAACGAACGAGUUAUCACAUAAUGAGAAUAUAAAGGGCAUUAGUAAAGUUCUGGAUAACCAUGAGGGUCAUUUGAAGGCUUACAAAGCAUUGAGGAGUUACUAUUUGGGGCGUACUACGGUGUCGCAAAAACGCUGGAAAGAAGCUGCGCUGUUAUUCGACGCAUCCCUCAAAGCAGUGCAAGCGUUACCCAAAGGCAAUUUAUUGGAGGAAUUAACGGAAUUAUUGAACAACGUGAAAGAAAACGCGCAGAUGGAGACCGUCAACGCGCAGGCAAACUUCGUUCUGGACCAAUCCGAGGAGACCACCACUGUUCAACUACCUCAAAAACAGUACAAGAGCAAGAAACCGAUCAUCGAGCGUUUGGAUGAGUUCAGGGAGGAGCCUCAGUUGCUGUCGAAGAAUCCCAACUUGGUGCCCAUUCCGCCGCAGAUGGAGCCCGUACCCGCAAAACCUUUGUUCUACGAUUUGGCCCUCAAUUUUGUCGAGUAUCCCGAUUUGUCGGAGAAAUUGGAGGGGGGACAGAAAAAGCAACAGAACCAAGGGGCUGGCAUCUCCGGGUUCGUCAAAGGUUUAUGGGGGUGGGGGAAGAAGUAA
Messenger RNA from Brassicogethes aeneus, 3677 nucleotides. The record is from the annotation of a GenBank genome assembly. Lineage: Eukaryota; Metazoa; Arthropoda; Insecta; Coleoptera; Nitidulidae.